AGACGUCCACAUCUCUUCUUUUCUCUCUCCCUCUCUCCCGCCCACCGAGCGAGCGCUCAGUAAAAUUAAAUUUACCGGGAGAGACGGAGGAAGAUGGCGGCUACUGACCGGUCUAGGUCCGAAGCUGCGAAGCAGCGGCGUCAGGAUCAGCUGCGGCGGUGGCAGGGAUCCGAGACGGACUUAACCGGCGCUGAAAUGCGGAGUCGUGCUGUGAAGUCUGCCAAAGUGCGCUUCGCUCAGGGCGCUGUGUUUAUGGCCGCCUGCUCGGCCGGGGACAGAGAAGAGGUGGCCGAGCUGCUGAGACAGGGAGCGGACAUCAACCACGCAAACGUGGACGGGCUCACGGCGCUGCACCAGGCCUGCAUCGAUGAAAAUGCUGAGAUGGUGCAGUUUCUUGUGGAGAAUGGUAGUGAUGUGAACCGAGGGGACAAUGAGGGCUGGACACCCCUCCAUGCAGCUGCUUCCUGCGGCUUCAUCCAGAUCACUAAGUACCUGAUCGAGCAUGGCGCACAGGUAGGAGCAGUGAACAGCGAGGGGGAACUUCCUUUGGAUGUGGCCACAGAGGAAGCCAUGGAAAGGCUGCUAAAGGCAGAGAUCAAAAAACAGGGUGUGGACGUGGAGCAGGCAAGGAGAGAGGAGGAGAGAGUGAUGAUGCAGGAUGUCAUGGCUGUUUUGGCUGGAAGUGGCUCUCUGUUGUCUCAUCCCAACACUAAGGCCACGCCUCUGCACGUAGCUGCGGCUAAAGGCUACAUCGAAGUGCUCAAGGUGUUACUGAAGUGUAAGUUGGAUGUAAACAGUAGGGACUGUGAUGGCUGGACAGCUCUACAUGCUGCUGCUCACUGGGGGCAGGAGGAGGCAUGCAGUCUGCUUGUGGAUCAUAUGUGUGACAUGAAUGCUGUCAAUAACGUCGGUCAAACUGCUUUUGAUGUUUCUGACGAAAAUCUUGUGGACAAGUUAGAGGAGCUGCAAAAGAAGCAAAAUGCAAUGCGUACAGAGAAACAGAAGAUUAAGAUGCCUGUUAUUGAAACCAGUCCGCCCAUCACUAUGGCACCAGCCCGUCCUCGCAGGACGUCCAUCUCUCGUAUGAGCAGCAAGGAGAAGAUCACGUUGCACGAGAGAGAGAAGCACCCUCCGCCUGCCCUCCAGACUCCACCCACAGAGGAAGAGGAGGAGGAGCCAAACCGUCCAGGUGCACCAUCCAAAGCCUCCAGUAGCUCCAGCUCAGAGGAGGAGAGCGAAUCGGAGAGCGAUGCUGAAUCAGAAAAGGCAAAAACCAGGGAGUUGAUCAACAACUUGAACAACAAGCGCAACAGUGCUGCUCCAAUAACAACCACAACCACGAACAGCGGCACAACAAACCAGGUUAAAAAGUCUGAGCCAACACGGCCUGCAGUGAGUGAAGCUCCUGGUUCAUGGAGGACGUCUCUGCGCAAAGCAGGCAGUUCAGUAACACUGGGAACCUCAGGUGUGUCUGAUGCACCCUCAGAAAACCCACGGGGCACCGAAAACACCUCAAGCAUGGGCAUGUCUCGCUCUGCCUCCAGUCCCAGACUCAGCUCAGACACUGACAUCAAGGAGCCCAGGUUAGCCCGAGUGCAGCCUACUCCGUCCAGACGCCUGUUCAGUGUUGGAGACAGCAACAGCAGUAGCACCUCAGAAAACCCCAGCAGCUGGUUGAGCAGAAGCUCUUCAUACACCCGAAGACUGAACAGCCAGUCAAGCAGUGAGCCAGCAGCACAGAACCCGCCUUUACCUCGCAGCUCAUCUUAUGGAAGGAAACUUGAUGACCCUUCACUGACCUCUGUCACCACACAGGGAACAUCUGGACUCAGUCGCCUCAACAAUAUAGUGGCUCAGAGGUUAGCUCAGGAAGAGUCCGAAAAGAAGGAACCUGUCUCUUUUACAACAACCACAACAACAGGCGAUCAAGAGAUAAAGCAAAGGCGUAGAUCAUAUCUGACCCCAGUACGUGAUGAAGAGGCUGAAGCUCAGAGGAAAGCUCGCUCCAGACACGCACGUCAGUCCAGACGCUCUACUCAGGGUGUGACACUUACCGACCUCCAGGAAGCAGAGAAGACAAUAAAGACCGAAAACAAGGGAAAAGAGAGGACUAAGGAGGAAGAUGAAAAAGAAGCGAAGCAGAAAAAGGGAGAGGAAGCGGAGGUGAGUUGGAGGUCUCGCAUUGCAAACUUGCAGAAGUCGGACCUGUUGGGACUCACUCACCCUCCUGGUGCACCUCGUCCCGCUGACAGGAGAGAUGUAGAGGACAGUUUGGCUGACCUUGAGGAACGAGCGAGGGAGAGGAGGAGAGCGAGAGCUCGUCGGAGAGAAAGAACAGGAGAGAGUGAAGAUCAUGAGCCCAGGGCAGAGGAUGAGAGCAGAAGUGGGCCGGACCCACAGACAGACAGAUAUAUUAGCAGCAGAUCUAAUCCAGCCCUCAAUGACGGUCUCAUAGCAGGGGGGUCAGACGUUAAAGAUUAUAAAAGGUUGUUUGAGAAGUUGUCUAGGGAGAACACUCAGCUGCAGUCUCAACUGCAGGACACUCUGAGGAGUGUGUCGGUGACUAGAUUGGAGCUGGAGAAAGCAGCCCAGAGACAGGAGAGAUUCACUGACUGCACUGCUCUUUUGGAGUUGGAGAAAAAGGAAAAGGCAAUGUUGGAGAGACGCGCAGCAGAGUUAGAGGAAGAGCUGAAAGUGUUGGGGGAUCUAAAAGCGGAUAACCAGAGGCUGAAGGAUGAAAAUGGAGCUCUGAUCCGAGUGAUCAGCAAGCUCUCGAAAUAGACAACGAGGAAGCGCAAGUGAACGAACGAACGAGAGGGAGGGAGAACAGAAAAUAGACAGAGGCUAACAGAGAGACAAUCCACCCCUUCCCCCAUCCUCACAUCCUCACAUCCUGUGCCAAAGAAUUAGCUGUGUGUGAGAAAGAGAACGAAAGUAUGAUAGAGCACAUCACUUUUUUUAAUGUGCACCGUUUAAACAAGCUGCAUUUUGACCUGAUCCGUACCUGACUGACUGAGGAGGUUCGUGCGUGCGUACGUGUGUGUGCAGAUGUACAUGUGUACGUACAUGUGGUUGAAUUUGUGUGCAUGCGUGCGUACGUGUGUGUGUUCGGAUGUACGUGUGUACGUACAUGUGGUUGAAUUUGUGUGCAAGCGUGCAUACAUGUGUGCAUUCGUGCGUGCCGGCGGGCGGAUGUACAUGUGUUUGUGCGUGCGUAUGGGUGUACCUGAGUGCAUAGGCAUGCGUGUUGUGUGCGUGUGUAUGCAUAGUAAGCUACCCUUUAACAAAUACACAUUCACAAUGAACUACAUUUGUUCCUGAGUUCAGUAGUCUCAUUGAAAAUGAUGCACACACUUGGCAGGGUUACACACACACAAUCACGCUCUCACAACAUUCACAUGAGUACCACACACAUUCCACACCUCUCAGGCUCCUUUAGGUCUGCAGUAACUUUGCACUUUGCAUACACUUCACAAACACACACAGGCUGAUUUAGUCUCUUUGUAUACGAGUUGCCAAUUCUAUGACCACUUUUGUAACUAGUAUUGGCUGAAAGUUAAGCCACACAGCACCACAAUCAAUAACGAGACCAAUACACUACACUACACAUCCACACACAAAAGUACACAGUGAUAUCUUUGCAAAUCCACGUUGUGCAGAAGCCUAUCGUGCUAUGCAUUGUGUAUUUUCCUACACAUAUUAAUAUCAUGGUGAAGAAUAGAAAAUUGUUUUCAUGUGUUUUCGUUUGCAUCAAUUCCUCAUAUCUGUUUGGUGAUGAGGAUGGUAGCUCUGUUUAUUAUAUAAAUAGACAAAUAUUAUUCCCAAAAAAUAAUAAUGCCAUCAAAAGUAACGUGACACCCAUGUGUUUUUAAUAUAUAUAAAAUUAAUUUCUGCACUUAAUAAAAGGUUGUGUGUAUUUGUA
Messenger RNA from Tachysurus vachellii, 3922 nucleotides. Its product is annotated as protein phosphatase 1 regulatory subunit 12A. Lineage: Eukaryota; Metazoa; Chordata; Actinopteri; Siluriformes; Bagridae. The record is from RefSeq and is a predicted model, not a curated record. Gene Ontology annotation, cellular component: Z disc; A band; cytoplasm. Bases 94 to 2781 code for a protein of 895 amino acids. Gene Ontology annotation, molecular function: phosphatase regulator activity; protein kinase binding; enzyme inhibitor activity. The transcript is spliced from 25 exons. Gene Ontology annotation, biological process: signal transduction.